Molecule: messenger RNA, 2898 nt
Organism: Vicia villosa (hairy vetch)
Lineage: Eukaryota; Viridiplantae; Streptophyta; Magnoliopsida; Fabales; Fabaceae
Product: CSC1-like protein At3g21620
Exons: 12
Coding region: 324-2621 (765 amino acids)
Cellular component (GO): plasma membrane
Molecular function (GO): calcium-activated cation channel activity
Source: RefSeq, a predicted model, not a curated record
GUCGGCACGCUAUUCAUGAAUGAGUAGGCACAAUUCAUAUCUCAGCAAAUUGAGACGUUUCGUUACAAAUUUUAUAUUUUUACUAUACCCUUUGAAAUCAAAACCCAUAAAGUUUGCAACUUUUGACUUAUUUUCUUCUGGUUUUCUCCAUUUUGCCCCUGCUUGAGCGUUGAACUAACAUUAACAUUAACAGUAACAGUGUCACUCUCAUCAUCUCAGUUUUGGUUUCAUCAAUAACUCCUUUCUGUUUGUUUCACCUUUUUGCUGUUUCAGAAUUUUGAUGCUAAACAAGUGAGUAGUUUGUUUGUUGUGAAUUGAAGAACAUGGCUUCACUUGGAGAUAUAGGAUUUGCAGCUGCAAUAAACAUCCUUACUGCAAUUGCUUUCUUACUUGCAUUUGCGAUACUUCGGAUUCAGCCUAUAAACGAUAGGGUUUAUUUUCCGAAAUGGUAUUUGAAAGGUUUAAGGACAAGUCCGUUGCAAGGAGGGGCGUUUGUGUCGAAAUUUGUCAAUAUAGACUUCAGGUCAUACGUAAAGUUCUUGAAUUGGAUGCCUGCAGCGUUGAAAAUGCCGGAACCUGAACUAAUUGAACAUGCUGGUUUGGAUUCUGCUGUGUACUUGAGGAUUUACUUAAUCGGGCUGAAAAUAUUUGUCCCAAUUUCACUCCUUGCAUUUUCUGUUAUGGUUCCUGUCAAUUGGACUAAUAACACGUUGGAGCGUUCAAAUGUGGAAUAUACAAGCGUAGAUAAGCUUUCAAUUUCAAAUAUUCCAAUGGGAUCAAAUAGAUUUUGGACUCAUUUGGUAAUGGCUUAUGCCUUUACCUUCUGGACAUGCUAUAUCUUGAAAAGGGAGUAUCAAAUAGUUGCAGCAAUGAGAUUGUCUUUUCUUGCAUCUGAACGACGCCGUCCUGAUCAAUUCACGGUACUUGUUAGGAAUGUACCACCGGAUGCCGAUGAAUCAGUCAGUGAGCUAGUUGAACAUUUCUUUUUGGUCAAUCAUCCAGAUAACUAUCUCACUCAUCAGGUUGUUUACGAUGCAAAGAAACUCUCUAGUCUAGUUGCCCAGAAAAAGAAAAAACAGAAUUGGCUUGACUACUAUGAACUUAAAUAUUCUAGAAACCAAACCAUAAGGCCAACUGUAAAGACUAAAUGUUUAGGCCUUUGUGGUAGUAAAGUGGAUGCUAUUGAUUUUUAUACUGGUGCAAUUGAGAGGCUAUCGAGAGACAUAGAGUUGGAGAAAGAAAAGGUCACGAAGAAUUCUAAAUCUAUAAUGCCAGCGGCUUUUGUUUCCUUCAGAACUCGUUGGGGUGCGGCAGUUUGUGCACAGACUCAACAAACUAGAAAUCCGACGACAUGGUUGACAGAAUGGGCUCCAGAACCCCGUGACGUGUAUUGGGAUAACAUGGCUAUACCAUAUGUUUCACUCACAAUAAGGAGGCUUGUAAUUGCUGUUGCGUUCUUCUUUCUCACAUUCUUCUUCAUGAUUCCAAUUGCAUUCGUACAGUCACUUGCUAAUAUUGAAGGCAUCGAAAAAGCAGCACCUUUCCUCAAAGCCAUCAUUGAAAUAAAAGUAAUUAAAUCUCUUAUACAAGGUUUACUUCCUGGGAUUGCUUUGAAGAUAUUCCUCAUAUUUUUGCCAUCAAUAUUGAUGAUGAUGUCCAAGUUUGAAGGGUUUGUUAGCAAAUCUGCUCUAGAAAGAAGAGCAGCCACAAGAUAUUACAUCUUUCAGUUCAUUAAUGUGUUUCUCGGGAGUAUAAUUACCGGAACGGCAUUCCAACAACUAGAUAAAUUCCUCCAUCAGUCUGCAAAUGAAAUUCCGAAGACAAUCGGUGUUUCGAUUCCAAUGAAAGCGACUUUCUUCAUAACAUACAUAAUGGUUGAUGGGUGGGCUGGAUGUGCUGGUGAGAUUUUAAGAUUGAAGCCUUUGAUAUUUUAUCACUUAAAGAAUUUCUUGUUGGUGAAGACUGAAAAAGACCGAGAAGAAGCAAUGGAUCCAGGGACUUUUGGUUUCAAUACCGGAGAACCUCAAAUUCAACUUUAUUUCUUGCUUGGCCUUGUGUACGCCGUGGUCACGCCAUUUCUACUUCCAUACAUCAUUGUGUUCUUUGGUUUGGCAUAUCUUGUCUACCGUCAUCAGAUUAUAAAUGUGUACAACCAAGAGUAUGAGAGUGCGGGAGCAUUCUGGCCUGAUAUUCACGGACGUAUUGUAUUUGCGUUAGUUAUCUCACAACUUCUGUUAAUGGGAUUAUUGAGUACAAAAGAAGCUGCUAACUCAACUCCACUACUCAUCGCUCUCCCGGUUUUGACAAUAUGGUUUCAUCGGUUUUGCAAGGGAAGCUACGAACCUGCUUUCACUACUCAUCCAUUACAGGAAGCAAUGGUGAAAGAUACAUUGGAGCGUACAAAAGAGCCAAACUUCAAUUUGAAAGAGUUUCUCCAAACUGCAUAUAUCCAUCCAGUUUUCAGAGAUGGUGAUGACUCAGACAGUGAUGCAAUGAGUCAAGAGUGGAAGGAAGAGCCGGUUGUUGUCCAAACAAAACGCCAGUCGCGGAGGAAUACACCUGCACCUAGCAAACAUAGUGGUUCGUUACUGUCCUCGGUGCAUGACACGGGUGAAGUAUGAUGAUGAGCAUUAACAGUCUUAGAGUUAAUGCAGCAUAGUUAUAUAGUUAGAUUGCAGGUUCCUGGAGGUAGCAUAGUUGCCUUGGUUCACAAGUCACUAUAAUAAACAUUGCACAGUGAUUUCCGGAUUUUCUUUUGUACAUAAAUAUGCAAAGCAAGAAAAUUUUGGGAUGAGAGAGAUGACAUAAGGUAUUCAGGUCAAAUUUUAAAAAGUUUUUAUCAAUUGUGUAUCAAAUUUUCAGCAUCUUUGUUUUAUCAAUUAUCUACUUAAUAUAAAU